AUGUUGAUCUAUUGCUUUUUUCUCUUCACCACGUUUCCGUCUGGGCUUCUUGGAGGAACGAAACGCGGCUUCAAAGACUAUACAGAAUACGAACCUGGAAAUAUGAGUCUCAUUAUAACUGCUCCUCAUGGAGGCGAGCUGACACCUUCAAAACAAGAAAAUGGAGAUCCAUGGCCAGAUAGAACGGCUGGCUGUUUAGGAAGCAGCGGGUGUAUAUGGAAGCACAGCUGUGGUGAAGUAGAUGCUGAAAAGUGCCCAGCAAUCACAGAGAGCGACUUAUUUACUGCAACGGUGGCUCGAGACAUUGCUGAUGGAAUUGAAACAAUAACAGGUAAGACGCACCUAACACUUGAGAUAACAGUAGGAAAGAGUCGGAGACCCUCCUUAUGGUUUUCCUGGGGCUUGCCAUUUGAUAAGCAGUACUGAAGCAGGGAGAUGGAAAAAAAAGGGGAGUGAAUCGUGUGACCGAAAGGUAAUCCUGAUCCUGGAAUCCAGGAAAUGUUUGCUUGUGGAAUCCGGGAUCCUUGGCCUUGGAAUCCGUAACCGGAUUCCAUUUUCCACCGCUAAGGGAUCCGGACUCCAGUACUUGGAAUUCGGAAUCUACAGCGUGGAAUCCAGAAUCCAAGACUGUUUUGGAUUCCCUUACAUAGAGCGAAUCGUUAACCCUAACGCACCAAAAGUGAGACGUUUUUGAGCGACGCAUGUCAACCGGAAGUGGUCUUUUUUCAUUUUUGGACGGUGUUUUUGCCCAAUUUUUUUGGACAAAUCGUCUCUAUAACAGUAAAGAUACUUAGAAAUACAAAUUUGGUGUGUCAAGGUGCUUUAAAAUGGAAAAGUUCUCACUUCCGGUUGACGUGCGUCGCUCAAAAAUGCCUUUGCUUAAGCUCCCUAAUGAAUGUCUUACAGGACUGCGACCGCAUGUUGUGUACUGCAGACUGAGCAGGUCCAAAUUAGAUGCCAACAGAGCGAUGGGACCAGCAACUCUGAGUGUUGCAGACGCGGUAACAGCGUAUCGAAAUUACACCACAUUCAUCGCCAAGGCAGUAUCAGCCAUUCCUGGCCGCGGAUUGCUUCUGGACAUUCAUGGCCAUGGUCAUAAACUACAAAGGACGGAGCUUGGUUACCUCAUCCACGGCACCGAACUUGACAGUGGUGCUUAUGAUGGGAAUAAUUCCUCUAUCAAAAGCCUUAGCAACUUCUGGUGUGGAAAUGACAAUGCCUGCUCCAGGAAGCUGAUCCGUGGCAACUGGAGUCUUGGUCAUUUUAUGAAUGAGGAAGGUUUGCGCGCGGUUCCCUCUCCACAAGAGCCAGUACCAAAGGUCAGCAAGACGUCUAUCUUCCUCUCUGGGGGCCUCACGGUGAUGAAAUAUGGGUCGAAAGAGGAGGGCAAAAUUGAUGCCAUUCAGAUGGAGCUUCCUCAGCAGUUGCGACUUAAUAAGACUGCAUGGCAAGAUUCAAGAUUAAGGUUGGCUAAAGCCAUUUCAGGGUUUUUUAAGAUAAACUACCUACGGGAUAAUAGAAGAACGAUAAACUUAUAG
Messenger RNA from Porites evermanni, 1538 nucleotides. Lineage: Eukaryota; Metazoa; Cnidaria; Anthozoa; Scleractinia; Poritidae. The record is from the annotation of a GenBank genome assembly.